This is a messenger RNA of Owenia fusiformis, 2017 nucleotides long. Lineage: Eukaryota; Metazoa; Annelida; Polychaeta; Sabellida; Oweniidae. The record is from the annotation of a GenBank genome assembly.
UAUCAACGAGAGUUGAGGAAAGCCAAAAAUACUUUUACUAGGAAGUUGUUUUUCUCGGGAUAUAUAGAUCUUUUAUAUAUGCUGUUCAACAGCUAGUAUAGUACAGUCACCUGCCUAUAGGUGUCAUGAGUAAAGGGGAUAAGAUCGUUAAGGAGGGUUUCCUCUACAAACGAGGUGAACAUAUUAAGAACUGGAGGCAGCGUUACUUUAUCUUAAAGGAGGAUGGUUCAUUCCUUGGAUUCAAGUCCAAACCAGCUGAGGGCCUAACUCAUGAUCCUCUCAAUGAUUUCACAGUUAAAGAUUGCCAAAUUAUGAAGCAAGAGAGACCCAGAGUAAAUACAUUCAUUAUACGUGGGCUGCAAUGGACCACUAUUGUUGAGCGCAUGUUCUGUGUGGAGACAGCUGCAGAGAGGGAGUCCUGGAUCCAAGCAAUACAGUCUAUUUCAGCGACACUGGGAGAAGACAUGAACACUGAUGAUGAUAUGGCAGAGAAAAAGGCAAAGAAGAAAAAAGUGAAGCUGGAAGAUUUUGACUUUAUCAAGGUUUUAGGAAAGGGGACUUUUGGAAAAGUGAUCCUAUGUAGAGAAAAAGACACAAGUGCUUUCUUUGCUAUUAAAAUUCUUAAGAAGACAGUUAUUAUAGCAAAGGAUGAAGUAGUACAUACAUUGACUGAAAGUAGAGUACUACAGACGACUAAACAUCCCUUCUUAACACAAUUGAAGUAUUCCUUCCAAACAGCUGACCGUCUUUGCUUUGUUAUGGAGUAUGUCAACGGAGGAGAACUAUUCUAUCAUUUAUCAAGGGAGAGGGUUUUUACUGAAGAACGCACAAAAUUUUACGGAGCAGAAAUAAUUUCAGCUCUUGGAUAUUUACAUCAAAAUGACAUUGUCUAUAGGGACUUAAAGUUAGAAAACUUACUACUAGACAAAGAUGGCCACAUAAAGAUAGCUGACUUUGGUCUCUGUAAAGAGGAAAUGUUCUUUGGCGCCAGUACAAAAACGUUUUGUGGGACACCUGAAUAUCUAGCCCCAGAGGUAUUAGAAGAUAAUGAUUAUGGCAGGGCCGUAGAUUGGUGGGGUACAGGUGUUGUCAUGUAUGAAAUGAUGUGUGGUAGACUGCCCUUUUACAACAGAGAUCAUGAAGUUCUAUUUGAAUUAAUUCUUUUGGAAGACAUCAGGUUUCCCCGGACUAUAUCCACAGAGGCGUGUUCUCUUUUAGGAGGCCUGCUUAUAAAGGACCCUAAACGAAGGCUUGGGGGUGGAGAGGCUGAUGUGGAGGACAUUAAAAGACAUCCUUUCUUUGCUUCUGUUAACUGGCAGGAUCUCUUAGACAAAAAGAUCAAGCCCCCAUGGAAGCCUGAGGUGUCAGGGCCCGCAGAUACGGCAUACAUUCCCUCUGAAUUUGCCUGUGAGCCUGUUGCACUAACGCCCGACCAGCACAAGCACACCCUCUCCUCAAUCUCUGAGGACAACGAACUCCCUUAUUUCGAGUCAUUUUCAUACCACGGAGGAAGCCGUGACGGUUUCGGGAGCUACCUCAGUAACUCAGCUGCCGCAAUGGAUUUCAUGAAAAAAUAACACAUCUCAGGUGUGUCCUAUAGGAGAGUAAAAUGUGCAUCAUAUUAUGUUGAUGCCUGCAUGGAUGCUUGUAAUUUAUGAAUGACAGGAGUCACGGCACUAUGAAUGGGAAUACAAUACAUAUAUAUGCCAAUCUAUAAACACGCCAUUGAGGUGAUGUUUUCAAAAUGGAGAAAUAGUAAACAGGCAAGACAUGAGGUGUAUAGAAACGCCUAGUAAUGAUACACUUAAGUUAUAUUUUGUUGUUUAUGCAUGUAUGGUUAAGUAAACAAGGCAUUAAUAUAUGAUUGCAAUUACAAAAGUGUAACAAUUGUUACAUAAUGGCUUAAGGCUAGUCACAUAAAUCUAUUGCUAAUAAUAAUAAUAUUGCAAUAUCAAGUGACAAUCUUAUAAUCCAUUUUACAGGGUGUGAUGCUAGGAUUUUGAUUGUCUCUGUUCUG